Messenger RNA from Eucalyptus grandis, 720 nucleotides. RefSeq names its product bidirectional sugar transporter SWEET6b-like. Gene Ontology annotation, molecular function: sugar transmembrane transporter activity. The record is from RefSeq and is a predicted model, not a curated record. Lineage: Eukaryota; Viridiplantae; Streptophyta; Magnoliopsida; Myrtales; Myrtaceae. Gene Ontology annotation, cellular component: membrane. The transcript is spliced from 8 exons. Gene Ontology annotation, biological process: carbohydrate transport. The coding region runs from base 1 to 720 and encodes 239 amino acids.
AUGAAACGACCAGAUUUUGAGAACGCUGGGUAUAAUGUGUUGCGAGUUUUUUGGAAUGUCAUAUCUUUUGGCCUCUUCCUCUCGCCAUGGACAUUUUACAUAAUCGUAAAGAACAAGUCAGUAGAGGAAUUUAAGGUUGAUCCUUACCUUGCUACCGUGUUGAAUUGCAUCUUCUGGGUUUUGUAUGGCUUGCCCUUUGUCCGUCCCGACAGCAUCCUUGUCGCCACCAUCAACAGCGUUGGGCUUGUGCUAGAGCUCAUUUACACAUUUUUUCAUGACCACAAGAGAAGAAUCCUUGCCUUUGGAAUUGUAACAUCCCGGGUCUCCACUGGCCAUGAGUUCGACGAUACGGGUAUCGUUCGUCGUUUGGUCGUAGACGAUAAGUGGAGACCCGGGAUGUUACAGGAUGUGUUCAACAUCAUAAUGUAUAGCUCACCUCUUACUGUCAUGAAAAAAGUGAUCACCACAAAGAGUGUGGAGUACAUGCCCUUCUAUCUUUCGCUAGCCAACUUUCUUAAUGGCUGCAUGUGGACUGCGUAUGCCCUCAUCAAGCUCGACAUUUUUGUUCUGGUUAGCAAUGGUCUUGGAGCGUUAUCUGGUGCGGUGCAGCUCACACUCUACGGUUGGUACUUUAGGUCCACACCGAGAGAUGAGAAGGUUGUCGAAUUGAAGGCUUCUCAAAUCCAGCUCUCCAUUUCUGAUGGACCGGACAGAGUGUAA